Molecule: messenger RNA, 1556 nt
Organism: Mangifera indica (mango)
Lineage: Eukaryota; Viridiplantae; Streptophyta; Magnoliopsida; Sapindales; Anacardiaceae
Exons: 2
Coding region: 105-1343 (412 amino acids)
Source: RefSeq, a predicted model, not a curated record
GGAUAUAAAAGUUUCUCUGUCCCACUGCAAGAUAAUAUCGUCCUGAAAGUGCAGAACAGAGCAGCUCAAAAACCCUAAAAAUCCAUAAUCCUCGACAGCCAAAAAUGGAUGAUAGUUUCAGAAUUCGAGUUGACAAAAUCUUCGGGUCUCUUUCGUCAUCUUCAUCUCCGAAUCUGAAUUCCCUGUGGUCCCUCACUGAUGACGAAAUUGAAAAGAAUGAGUGGAACCGGGCCAAAGAAGAACCCGAACCCGAACCGAAGUCAUUUUUCGCUAACGUUCGAGAGAAGAACAAAACGGAGCGGUUCGGUGAAGGUCUUGAGAAGGACCUGUUAGAUUUGGAUGAUGGUUUAGACGACGAAGCAGAGGCACGUGAUUCACAAGGUUUAUCGAGCCGGUCUGGUAAGGCAGAUGAUUAUAACGAUGAAGAGUGGGAGAUAAAGUGUAAUAUUGGUUUGGAUUGCACGCUUGAUUACGAGGAAGAGGAAGAUCAGUUCGACAAAGUGGCUUCCAGUGAGGAAAAGACUGGAGAUCACAUUUAUAUGAAGGAUGUGAUUGACUAUGUGACAGAUGCAGAUUGUUGUGAUGAACUUCCAGACUCAGUAAAGGAUUUCUCUAGGGAUCCCCGUGCCAACCAUGUUGCAGCUAAAAUUCGGCUGAAAGAAGAUGCAGAAGCUGCUAAGAAAAUUGGCUCUUUACGGGUAUCUGAGCAGUGUGCACCUUCUUUUAUGGAUGCUAAGAACAACUCUGAGGAGGAUUGCCUAAAACCAAUUCUGAAGAGGGGAGAUAACCCUUCUGAUUCCAAGCCUAAAAAACGUGUCCGAUUUGAUUCAGAAUGUAAAGACAGCUUUGAUGAGAACACUCACAGGGAAGAAGCUAUCAUCUCAAAUGAAGCGUUUACUUCACCUCCAGAUUAUCCCACUGGUAUUCCAGAUUAUAUGCGCAAUCCUUCCAAGUAUACUCGUUACACUUUUGAUUCAGAUGAUAUAGAUGAUAACUCUAAUGCUCAAGCCUAUAUGGACUUCUUUAAGAUGUUAAAGAAAAAUACUACAGAAUUGCCGGUAGAAGAUGAUUCCCGUGAUCUUCCCAAAACAGUUACCUUUAUACCAAAAAGAAAAACAGGCGAUGCUACAAUGACAGAAUAUAAUAGCAAGUCAAAAGAUGAUACUGGCAAGGAGUCGGUGCACAAGAGAGGCUUGCCUGUAGGCAUCCCUGCUGCUGAUGUGGAAGAUGAUGAAGUAUGUGCCAUGGAUGAAGAUGAACCAGAAUCAAAAGUUAAUAAAACCAUUGGUUCACAAAAAUCAGGCCGCCAAUAUCGGAGGAAAGUCAAGUCAGAUAUGGAGUAGACUAACCGGAUGCCUGACUAUUUAUUGAGGUACCUACCAUUCUAGCAUUUGUAAGCAUAUAAUGCUUUCGGAACCUGACCAGAGGUCGAUCUGGUCAAGGGGGCAUUUCAGUCUAGUCAGUGAUCAGUUCGUUUGAUAGUUGGAUCUGGAUCGGUUAAUUUUUAAAAAAUAUUAUUUAAAAUAAUUUUAUAUAAUAAAUCAUUAAACAUAUAA